Molecule: messenger RNA, 1148 nt
Organism: Homalodisca vitripennis (glassy-winged sharpshooter)
Lineage: Eukaryota; Metazoa; Arthropoda; Insecta; Hemiptera; Cicadellidae
Product: transmembrane protein 147
Exons: 5
Coding region: 170-859 (229 amino acids)
Source: RefSeq, a predicted model, not a curated record
AGAACAGAAAAACUGUCAUACUAGUUAGUAUUACUAUUACUGUUGAACUGAUAUGGGUGUUAGUAUUGUGUUAAACUGACUAAAUUCAGAAUUGCGGGUUAAGAGCUUUUAUCGAUAAAUGAUUUUUAUUUCCGUAGAGUAAUCAACACUAAAUCAACUCUACUAAAAAAUGACUUUAUAUCAUUUUGGUAACUGUUUAGCUCUAGUUUAUGUACCUUAUUACCUAACCUAUAAACAUUCUGGCUUAUCAGAAUAUGGAGCGUUCUGGAAGUGUAUUCAAGCUGGUGGUAUCUACAUAUUCACACAGUUGUGCAAGAUGAUGGUUUUAGCCACAUUUUUUCCUGCGACAGACACGGGACCUCAUGAAAGUGUAGAUUUUUUUGGGGAAUUCCUAAAAGCUACAGUGGACUUGGCGGACCUGGGCGGUCUGUAUCUUGUCCUGGCGGGCAUUCCUGGCAAAGGUCAUGCCAAAGUACUGACAGCAGGUGUGGGCUGGGCUGGGGCAGAGUUGGUGUUAUCGCGGUGUCUGCUGCUUUGGGUUGGUGCAAGAGGCGCCGAGUUUGACUGGAAGUACAUCCAGAAGAGCCUAGAGUCUAAUAUUAGUCUUGUACAACACAUAACAACGGUAACACUUGUCUGGCUGUGGUCCAGACAUGACCUGACAGACUACCUCAAGCCUUUUGUCACUGCCUUGUUGCUGCUCUGCUCCUACAAACCUCUUCUCAUGGACCUUCUAGUUCAGGUAACAGCCACAGGACCUUGGGUAGCACUUCUGCUGCGGUCUGUGUUCACUCUGUGCCUCGGAGCUACCACACUUCAGAUUUAUGCUGGAUUAGCCCAGACUAUCGGAAUUUACUGAACUUGGAACUGAAAAUCCAUGUGACCAUUUUUUCCUUAAAGGUGUUUUAAAAACAUCGGUUUUGGAAAUAGAAAACUAAGUGAUGUGAAAGUUGUCAAAUAUGUUAUGAAACUAAGCUUCAGAGCGUUAUGAAUAUUUCAACCAUUAACUGAUGGUUAAAACAUCCAUAAUGCUUUGAAGCUUAGUUCGUAACAUAUUUGACAACUUUCAGCAGUAAUAUUAAUAUUUCAAAAGUCAAUUGUACAAUCAAAUAAAAAAUUGCUUUUCAAGAACUACAUCUCAUUUUUGU